AUGGCAGCCAUUGAUCUGGAGCGUGGGCUGGAACACGGCGGCCGGGGCUGGGGGGCAGAGAGGCCCGAGCUGAUGGACAACUUUGAUUCGGAGAUGCAGGAGUGGGAGGACCAGCUGCAGGACAUCCAGAGGAAAAUCGAAGAGGUGAGAUAAGAGAUAAUAGAUCAUAAAAAUAUGAUCUGAAGCUCAGUUAAGGACGCUCUUUUUGGAUUUCCACCAGAAAAUGCAGCAACUAUUCAGGGAAAUUCAGCGAUUUAAUAUUUAUUUAUCUAAAAGUUGUUGGAUUUAUUGUGUAUUCGAUAAAAAACAAUAUAUCUCGCCAUCUACUUUCGGUGUUUACAUAACGUGACGUUGUAUCCAGAUUAUGGAGCGCAGUCUGUUUAUUUAUACAGUAUGUAUUCACUUAUGCACUAUAAUAAACUGUUGGCAGCGCAGCAACUGACUCAGCCACAUGGCCUUGUUGGAGCAACGAUACACACAUGUGAACAAGCUAAUUAAAUAGUAGUGAUGGCACCGACACACACACAAACACACACACACACAUGGAGUCUGAAAGCGGAUACUAAAGCAACUAUUAAAAGUUGCAGAAGGAAACAGAUGCUUAUUGGAAUAACAUGUGCUUAUAAAUAUAGGUUAGUCUGUGCAACGGUUUUAGGAUAAUUAUAAGUCGUGUUUUGUUGUGUAAACACAGCUCCCGUCGUGAGUGUCGUGCUCUCAGUUUGGUACAGCAUGUGCACGUACGAAUGAGAAAAUAACGUUAAAGGAACCCCGUGUAUCUGGACUGAAUGUUCUUCUGUGUCUGUUUUUGUUUUUUAGUUGUACAAUGAAGUUCAGGCCCGCAGAGGAGCGAAUGAUAUCGCCGCUGACAACCCAAAAAAUAGCGGCGAGCUGGAUUGUGGCUUAGGGCACCAUGGCAACAGCCUCUUUGUGCCCGGUCAUCAUGGCAAGAAUCCCACUGGAGCUAUAACCGCGCCACAUCACUACGGCGACGCCUGCAGCUACCCUGUGGGUUAUCAGAACGGCUACCCUUACAACGGCGUCUCAGAGAUCGGAGACUUACUGCAGGAUUAUCUGGGCCAGGGCAAGCAAGCCAACCGGAAGAAUAACGGCGCUCGCCAUGUGGUAAGAAAUCGAGUUUUUAUUCCUCCCUCUGUUUCUUCUGCCUCAUUCUGUUGGCAUCUGAGGGAACCAGAGAGCUGGACAUGAUAUGAGUCAGAGCCGGGGUUCAGUCAGGAACAUAUUGAUUACAGCUCGCUGGUUCCUUCCAGUCUACUCACGCUCACCGGUUACCAGACGGGAGUUAGAUUCGCAUAGUUUACUGCCGUCCUCCUAAAGAAGUCCUGACGAUGCAGUCAUUACGAAACCAGGACAUUAAACUGUUUCCUGGUCCACAUGAAAGCCCACGUGUGCGGCCGACAUUACAGUACAGUAGAUGAGAAUAGUCCCAGCACGGCUAUAUUGAGGGACGAACAAGGUUCAGCUGAGGUUCAGUUUUGGAAAGUUAGAGUAGAUGGAGUCCUUCAGUAGGAGACUCAUUUAGUUUGAUUUAAAACUAUUAAAAUGAGUAGAUGGAGGUUUUUGUUCAUGUGUUUUCUUCUCACUUUUUUUCUGUCAGCGCUUCAGCGACACGAUCAAGGUGAGCACGGACAUCCCUUCAAACCAGGAUGAGCUCAGAAGAAGAAGUUCUGGAAAUGAAAGGUAGACUUUCCCCUUUUUUUGUGAACAUGAUUGUUUGGUGUGACUGAGUCAUACCUGCCAACGCUCCUGUAUUACAGACCUAUCUCCCACCUCCCAUAUUGUUAUUUCUCCCGGGACUCUCACGUAGUUUGAUGGUCUAUGUUCAUUUAUAAAUUGGAUCACGAUAUUUGACCAAAGUUACCAGGUUUACAGAUUGUUCUGUGUUUCUGCUGAGACUCACAGAGACUGAAUAGAUACUUUGACUUUACAAUUUGGGAUGAUUCAGGUCAGUUUAAGCUGUAAACUAUAUUUAAGCAGUGUUUGUUGCAAAAUGAACACUUCAACAAAAGGAAAACAAACAUAAGAUACAAUAUUUACGUUGAUAGUCUCGCACUGUCUUGGAAGGAUGGCCGUUCUGGGCGUUCAGGGCAGCCUCAGAUAAAAUAGUGCUGUAUUUCUCACACAGAUGUUCAGAGAGCCUCAUACGUAUUGUUAAAACAAAACAAAAGAGUGUGCAGCUUCACUUAGACUUAUCUGGAUGAGCAAUCUAAUUACAAAUACUCUCAUAAUGAGCUCAUAUCCACUGUUACAGCCCUUGGUAUCGCGUUCAACUGGUACAGUAUUUCUGUAUUCCUCGCUUCAAGUACCAUGAGACUGAAAACAGCAAAAAUACAAAUCAUGUUUCAACAUGACAAAACAGAAUUGAAAUAUUUGCGUUUUUGAACACAACUUCACUAUUAAAACAACCACAAUGAUAACAUUCGAAACAAUUUCCCUCCUCUGACAUUAUCAAGACCAAUCGCAAACAAGAACACGCCACUCAACUUAUUCUCACGCUACCUACCUCUCUUCGCCUACCAAGGGUGCAAAACUGGAUCCAAAAGCCUCUUGUACUCAACCUCAGACCAACUGUACCCAAUAAGAACGAACAAACAAAAUAAAUACACAUAGACCGUAACCCCAAAACUACCCAGUAGGCGCCGCAAAUAUCUCCCAGAUUUUAUAACCUGAAUGUCGACAGGUUUGGACUGAGUUCGUUAUUGAUUGAUCGGCUCAUUUCUGUUUUUUCAGACUCGGUCCAGAGCAGUUUCUGGGCAGUUUCGAGGAGACUCACAACAGGAAGAACCAAUUGUCCAAAAUCAAGAGCUCCUCCCACAGAGAGAGUUCUCCCAACAAAGAAAACACAGGAACCAAGCCCCCUCUUGGACAAAGGGAUGCUCCGUCUUCACAAACGCGCUCACAGCCCUCGAUCACAGCCGAGUCUCCUGCUCUGGACAGGAAGUCCUUCGGGGUCGGGGCUCUGGGAGACAGGAAGUGCAGCAGCCCCUCUGUUCUCCGGAAGUUCGGAGCCAUGCUUCAAGAAAACGAAGGCAAAACGCUCACCGAAUCUGGGGUGGUGACCCAUCAGGGACCGGAGCCAAAGUGCCCUACCCCUGGCUGUCAGCGCAGAGCUGCGGGAGCCGCAGCAGUCGCCGGCAGGGCGCCCGUGCGCGUGCCUAACCAGAAAUGCCAGGCAGAUUCUGACGUGCUGACAGCGGAGGUAGAGUCCGGCCAAGAAUGGGGGUCAGUAUCAGACUGUGGUAGGCAGAACCACAAGGAUCACAGAGGAGGCUACAGUGGUUCAAAGGGACCCCAUGCAAGUCCUCAGCAGCCCCACAGAAGAUCACAGGUGGCUGGAAGCCCAAAGGUCAGACCCAGAGCGAACAGCGGGGCGGACCGGGACGGAGGACUGAUUCAAGCAGAGAGAUCAAGGAAGCCUUUGCCCCAGCCUGCGGAGCCCAAAAUGGACUACAGGGUCUCAAGUGUGUCCACAGGAGCUCAGAGGAUCCAGAGGGGUGGGUUAGCAGGACAGGAGGUGCCAGGUUGUGGUCAAGUGAGGGAUGAAGGACUUAUUGAGCUGCUGGACAUGCUGGAGAUCCAACAUGAGUACAGUUCCAGUCCCCGGGCAGGACACACUGCUUAUAGACCCGAUCCACAACAGGUAGGUCUAUCUCUGUGUCUUAAAUCCAGGAUUAGUCUCAGUUUUUCUCAGACCACAAACUCAAACGUGUCCCAUCAUGCUCCUUUUCAGACGAACCUGGCUGAACCGUCCUCGGCCAACCCUCAGAGGAGUUUCUCCCGCCCUGCGCGACCCGCCAAUCAGCGACCGCCUUCCAGAUGGGCGAGCCGCACACCCACCGCCAGGAUCACCGCCCCGUCAGGCCCCAUGUAUCGUUCCCCGAGCCCGCUUACUCGCCCUCCCAGCCCAAAAACCAGAACCCCGAGCCCGGCUCUGAAGCACCGACCUCUUAUUUCCUAUUCUCUCCAGACUGAAACCGUCAUCAUGUGA
Messenger RNA from Xyrichtys novacula (pearly razorfish), 4006 nucleotides. Lineage: Eukaryota; Metazoa; Chordata; Actinopteri; Labriformes; Labridae. The record is from the annotation of a GenBank genome assembly.